AUGAACACAACUGAGGCCACCAGCACAGACGAUUACUGUGGCCAUGACAACUAUGGCAGCCCCUGUAGCACUGGCACCAGUCUAACCCAAGGGUCCAACUACCAGCCCAUUCUCUUCUACCUGGUGUUCACCCUGGGUCUGACAGGCAACAGUCUGGUGCUCUGGGUCCUCCUCAAGUACAUGAAACUGAAGACCAUGACAGACAUCUGUCUGCUGAACCUAGCACUAUCUGACCUGCUCCUCGCUCUCUCUCUGCCUCUCUGGGCCUACCAAGCCCAGGGCCAUGAGUUUGAAGGGGACAGUCCGUGUAAGAUCAUGGCUGGUGUCUACCAGGUGGGCUUCUACAGCAGCAUCCUGUUUGUGACCCUGAUGAGUGUGGAUCGCUACCUGGCGAUCGUUCACGCCGUGGCCGCCAUGAGGGCCAGGACGCUGCGCUACGGAGCGCUGGCGAGCAUCAUCGUCUGGGUAGCGUCCAUCAGCGCUGCUCUCCCUGAGGCCAUCUUCGUAGCGGUGGUGAGGGAGAAUGACGAGAACAGUGGUACAAGUUGCCAGCGGAUUUACCCAGAGGACACAGAGAAGACAUGGAAGUUGUUCAGGAAUUUUGGUGAAAACGGAGUGGGGCUCGUCCUAUGUCUGCCCAUAGUGGUCUUUUGUUACAUCAGUAUUCUCACUGUACUACAGAGGUUAAGGAACUCCAAAAAAGACAGGGCCAUGAAACUGAUAUUCGCCAUCGUGGGUGUGUUUGUAGUCUCCUGGGUCCCUUACAACGUUGUGGUUUUCCUCCAGACCCUUCAGAUGUUUGACAUUGGGAAUAGCUGUGAGGCUUCAACGCAGCUUGAUACAGCUAUGGAGGUGACAGAAACCAUAGCGCUGGCUCACUGCUGUGUCAACCCAGUCAUUUAUGCUUUUGUAGGAGAGAAAUUCAGAAAGUGUUUGGGCACUGUGCUCUCUAGAUAUCCGCUGUGUAAAAAGCUCAGCAAACAUGCAAUGAUGAGCAGCAGAGGAUCAGAAAACGAGACUUCUAACACACCUGUGUGA
Salvelinus namaycush (lake trout) is the source of this 1038-nucleotide messenger RNA. RefSeq names its product C-C chemokine receptor type 4-like. Lineage: Eukaryota; Metazoa; Chordata; Actinopteri; Salmoniformes; Salmonidae. Gene Ontology annotation, molecular function: chemokine receptor activity. The record is from RefSeq and is a predicted model, not a curated record. The coding region runs from base 1 to 1038 and encodes 345 amino acids. Gene Ontology annotation, cellular component: membrane. Gene Ontology annotation, biological process: chemotaxis; immune response; G protein-coupled receptor signaling pathway. The transcript has a single exon.